CCUAAAAGGAGACAGCUCACGUUUGGCUGCCUGCUGUCAACUUUUUAUCUUUCUCUUGACUACUUAAAAAAGAUCUGUCUUCCUACUUUUGCCUUCCUGGCAUCAUGGAAAAAGUCCAAUACCUUACUCGCUCGGCUAUCAGGAGAGCCUCGACUAUUGAAAUGCCCCAGCAAGCGCGUCAGAACCUCCAGAACCUCUUUAUCAAUUUCUGCCUCAUCUUGAUAUGUCUGCUGCUGAUCUGCAUCAUUGUGAUGCUUCUGUGACAAGCUGUCGCCACCCCAGACCUGCACCAUGCCAACGCAGCUUAGAACCUGGCCCUCCACCACGAGGGAGGCAGUGCCGCCGCCUUCCUGCUGGAACACGGUCAUGACUAAGAGUGAGACUGAGGGUAGCCAGUGUGAUCAUCGGCUGGAUCUUGUAAACUUUACCACGACCUAGUGUGCACAAUGUAGCUGCCCGUUUCCUCAGUGUGGUCAUAAAUGUCUUUCCUAAAUAUUUCUGACAAUGAAGUAUGAAUUUUAAUUUUGAAACAGCACUACAAAAAAAGUUCACUAUCUAUACCCAGCACUAGAAAGUUCAACUUAUAGCUUCAGUUUGGGGAAUAAAUGAAAUUUAAACUGCGUUGCCAGCACUUUUUUUUUUUAAUAGGAACUAAAUAUUCUUCAGGUCUGCACAAAGUAGAAAAUAAUAAUUUAAAUGAAGUGUUCUUAUUCAAAAUAGCUCACUGGGUCCUCACAUAGACGACGAUGACGAUGACCAUGACGAUGACGAUGACGAUGAUUCAGAAGUUGUGGUCAUUACUGUCAGAACACAUACCUUGAAAAAAGGUUGUGCCCUUUUUCUAAACACUAAUAUUUUUAAGCUUAUGAGAGUCAAAUAGGGAAAUGUAAAAACAUAUUCUCAUAUAAAAAUCUUCACUAAUUUUUCCACUAAUUGUGGAAUUCAAGCACAUUUACAUUAACCACAAAUGUGCUCUCUCUAGGGUUUGACCAGCAAGCAAGAACAUCUUACUGUGUGGUUGCGAUAAUCACUAAAACACCAGAACCUCACCCGAAGGUUGGCUUGGCACGUAUCUCCUGGGGUAUGCCGGGCUUCUCCAGAUAAUAAAUGAUAACAACAAACAACGGACAGCUGUGCUGGGGUCCAGCUCUUUUCCUGCAUCCCCCAGAGAGGAGAGGCUUGCUUUCCUAACUUAAGAACUAGAGAUUCUAUUUUACAAUCCUUACUAAUCACGGUUUCAAUUUCCCUUUCUAAAUUCCUAAUAUCUCUCAAUAAAUACUAAAAGAUUAGGAGCUAAAAACUGUAUUGGAAAACAUUCACCAAAAUUUAGUUAACUUAAGUUAUCCAAGUACAAAACAGUUUACACCUCUCCUGUGCACUCCCACAGUGUUAAGUCCAGCUCAAGGCAUUCUACCAACACAACAGCUAUUAGGAGAGUUAUAAUUAGAUAUAUUUUCCAAAUGAUUACUACGAAGAUACGGCGCAUCAGUAUUCACUUUGGUCCCUAACAGAGCAGCUGAAGGCAUGCUGAUUCGAACUGCUCGAAUCCCUGAUAGAAAGGGAGAUGUCUGGCUUCAGAAAUUAUCUAAAGAGUAGCCCACAAAGGAGUCCCAUGUUAAUAGGGCUCUCUUCAGAAAAGGCUGGGGGUGGGGGUGCCCAUCACAGAAUCUAUAAAACAUGGAUGACAUAAUCUCUAAAUCAAUGUUCCCUUUGUGAUGCUAUGACCCUUUCAUACAGUUCCUCAUGUUGCGGUGAAACCCAACAAUAAAAUUAUUUUUGUUGCUAUUCCAUAACUGUAAUUUUGCCUCCACUAUGAAUUGCGAAUAUUUGUGGAGACAGAGGUUUGCGUGAGGGGUUGCAACCCACAGGUUGAGAAGCACUGGUGAAUGGUCUGUGGAAUUAUGUACAAGUUCUGUAGUUGCCAUGCUGAGAGGAAAAGGAAGGUGAAAAGCGCCUGGCCCUUUACAUUCUCACUAUCACACCAACUGUCAACUCAUAAGUUCUUCUCAUCAAACAUUUAAUGUUUAAUGCCUUUUACAUUUCAGUAGUUAAAUGUUUAUCUGUAAAAUGCAAUAAGAAUGGCCUAUAUUCAGAUGGGAUUAUGAUUUUGGUGCAAUUGCUAUCGGAUUAAAUGCUAUUACU
This is a messenger RNA of Rattus rattus (black rat), 2142 nucleotides long. RefSeq names its product phospholamban (gene Pln). Lineage: Eukaryota; Metazoa; Chordata; Mammalia; Rodentia; Muridae. Gene Ontology annotation, cellular component: membrane; sarcoplasmic reticulum. The transcript has a single exon. The coding region runs from base 105 to 263 and encodes 52 amino acids. Gene Ontology annotation, molecular function: ATPase inhibitor activity. Gene Ontology annotation, biological process: negative regulation of calcium ion import into sarcoplasmic reticulum; negative regulation of heart rate; negative regulation of ATPase-coupled calcium transmembrane transporter activity. The record is from RefSeq and is a predicted model, not a curated record.